AUGGAUCAACUCAACGUUAAAGAACAACAAGAAUUCCAACAAGUUGUUGAACAAAAGCAGAUGAAGGACUUUAUGAGAUUGUAUUCUAAUUUGGUCUCUAGAUGUUUCGAUGACUGUGUUAACGAUUUCACUUCAGCUAGUUUGACCAGCAAGGAAAGCUCUUGUAUCCUGAAGUGCUCAGAAAAGUUCUUGAAACAUAGUGAGAGAGUUGGGCAACGAUUCCAAGAACAAAAGUAUGUAUUCAAAAUUUUACUUGCCACAUUGCGCAUCAGAUAUUAA
Priceomyces carsonii is the source of this 279-nucleotide messenger RNA. RefSeq names its product protein transporter (gene TIM9). The transcript has a single exon. Bases 1 to 279 code for a protein of 92 amino acids. NCBI's taxonomy places the organism in Eukaryota, Fungi, Ascomycota, Pichiomycetes, Serinales, Debaryomycetaceae. The record is from RefSeq and is a predicted model, not a curated record.